AUCAAGAGAAAAGACAAGACCAGACGUUCAAAGUAAACAUGUUUACCCUGCUUCUGAUAUCAGGUUUUAUCAGCUUCACCUUGAGUGUCCCUCGUCAUUAUGUCUUUGUGAAUGAAUCCAAGACUUGGACAGAAGCUCAGAGAUACUGUAGAGAUAAAUACACUGAUCUGGCCACUAUUGAAAAUGAACAACAAACAAACCAGUUAAUCAACACAGUUAAAGAUGAUUCCAUUGAUUUGGCCUGGAUUGGACUCUAUGAUGAUCUGAACAGCUGGAAAUGGACUCUAGAGGACAGUGAUUUCCUUAACAUGGGAGAGAAAGACUUCAGGAACUGGUUUAUUGAACAAGAGAAUUAUGGAGGACAAUUCAUGUAUGUGUAUAUGAACAGGGGGAUGUGGUAUAAAACAAGCUUGUAUAUGGAACUUCCAUUUAUCUGCUAUGACGGAAGAGCAAAUGCUAGUACAAGUUAUGUGUUUGUUUCCCAGUACAAAACCUGGACUGAAGCUCAGAGUUACUGCAGAGAACAUCACACAGACCUCGUCAGUAUCAGGAAUGAGACUGAAAACUACAGGGUUCAGUCAUUAAUACAAAAUGAUUAUUAUUAUUAUUAUAAUUAUUAUUAUUAUUAUUAUUAUUAUAAUUCAUUAGCUUGGAUUGGACUGUACAGAACCAGAUCUUGGUCAGAUCAGAGCAACUCUUCAUUCAGUAACUGGGGGACAGGACAGCCAGAUACUGCAGGAUUUUGUACUGUAGUUUUAUUCAGUGACUCUGGGAAAUGGACAGAUGAAUACUGCUUUUCUAGAUUUCCUUUCAUUUGCUACAGUGUGUCAUCUUUGACAUCAUCCCGUCAGUAUCACUUUGUGUCUGAAUCCAAGACCUGGUUUGAAGCUCAGAGAUUCUGCAGACAGAAUUACACUGAUCUGGCCACCAUUGAUAACAUGGAGGAAAUGAACAGACUGAUUAACACAGUUAAUGGGAGUUACAGCGGCUCAGCCUGGAUUGGACUAUAUGAUGAUGUGCUGAAGAACAGCUGGGGAUGGUCAUUGGAAGACAAUGAUUUCUAUCAGGAAGGAGAGAGAGAUUUCAGGAACUGGUAUCAUGAACCGGACAACAGUGGUGGGAAAGAACUGUGUGUUUCCAUGGAUUAUAAUGGAAAAUGGUAUGAUAUAUCAUGUGACAACACGCUGCCAUUUGUUUGCUAUGAUGGUAGCGCAAAUGCCACACAGAAUUACAUCAACAUAUAUGAUGAGAAAACCUGGUCAGAGGCUCGUAGAUACUGCAGAGAGCAUUACACAGAUCUUGCCAAUGUGAGAAAUCAGACUGAGAACCAGAUGAUCUUUGAGAGAACAGGUGGAGGUGUCUGGAUUGGACUGUACAGAAACAGGGUUUGGUCUGACCAACAAAUUACCAAUUAUGAAAACUGGAAACCAGGCAUUCCUUAUUCACCAGAGCAGCCAGAUAAUGGUCUAUAUGAUUAUGGGCAGAGGGGUUCUCAGCACUGUUCUGCUGUUUCACUCAAAGAUUCUGGCCGAUGGACCGACGAGAACUGCUUUUCCAGCAUCCCUUUCUUCUGCCAUAACAGAACCUGCACACAAUCUUCAUGCACCCACAAAUACCACUUUGUGCCUGAGAAUAAGACCUGGUUUGAAGCUCAGAGAUUCUGCAGACAGAAUUACACUGAUCUGGCCACCAUUGAUAACAUGGAGGAAAUGAACAGACUGAUUAACACAGUUAGUGGGAGUUACAAUGGUUUAGCCUGGAUUGGACUGUAUGAUGAUGUGAACAGCUGGAGAUGGUCUCUAGAUGAUGCAGCAGCAUUAGAGGGAGGAUUUAAAAGCUGGUAUGUUCAGAGACCAGUGAACUCAGGUGGACAGAGAUUGUGUGUGAUUAUGUACACAUACUAUGGUUUAUGGUAUGAAGCUCUAUGCUCCAACUUGAAUCACUUUAUUUGCUAUGAUGGAAGAGAAAAUGUCAGUACAAAAUAUGUGUAUGUUAACCAAUCAAAAACCUGGACUGAGGCUCAGAGUUACUGCAGAGAGCAUCACACAGACCUCGUCAGCAUCAGGAAUGAGAAUGAAAACCAUAAGAUCCAGUAUUUGUUCAAGAAUGAAUUUAAUUCCGUUUGGAUUGGACUGUACAGAACCAGAUCUUGGUCAGAUCAGAGCAACUCUUCAUUCAGUAACUGGAGGGCAGGACAGCCAGAUAAUGCUGGAAACAGUGAAUCCUGCACUGUAGUGUCAUUCAGUGACUCUGGGAGCUGGACAGAUGAAAACUGUAAUACUACAUUACCUUUCGUUUGCUACAGUGUGUCAUCUUUGACAUCAUCCCGUCAGUAUCACUUUGUUUCUGAGAAUAUGACCUGGACUGAAGCUCAGAGAUUCUGCAGACAGAAUUACACUGAUCUGGCCACCAUUGAUAACAUGGAGGAAAUGAACAGUCUGAUCAACACAGUUAAUGGGAGUUACAGCGGCUCAGCCUGGAUUGGACUGUAUGAUGAUGUGAACAGCUGGAGAUGGUCAUUGGAGGAUAAUGAUUUCUAUCAGGAAGGAGAGAGAGAUUUUAGGAACUGGUAUCAUGAACCGAACAAUGAUGGGGGGAAAGAACUGUGUGUUUCCAUGGAUUAUAAUGGAAACUGGUUUGAUUCAUCAUGUGACAAUACUUUUAAAUUUGUUUGCUCUGAUGGACGAGAAAACACCUCUCAGAAGUAUGUCUGGGUAUCUGAGGGAAGGAGCUGGACUGAAGCUCAGAGCUACUGCAGAGAGAAAUACACUGACCUGGCCAGUGUGAGAAAUGAGACAGAGCAUCGACAGAUACUGAGCCUCUCACUUGGACAUACUGUAUGGAUUGGUCUGCACAGAAACAGACUGUGGUCAGAUCAGAGCAACUCUUCUUUCACAUAUUGGAGACAAAUGGUCCGUGGUGAAGUUGCACAGCCAGAUAAUGGUUUGAACACACCAGAAAAGACUACUCAACACUGCACAGCUGUGUCUUUACAACAGUUUGGCCAGUGGACAGAUGAACAAUGCUCAGACAGUUUGCCUUUCUUCUGCUAUAGUGGUUAUACGGUGGGGUUGAGAGUGAAAUUCACAAGUGUGGAAAGUUUGUCAAAGUCUCAAAUUGAAGAUUUGGUGGUUAUAAAACUCCAGGAAGAAUUCAUGAAACAGGGACUUCCCAGCAACUUCAGCAUGCAUUUGAGGAACUAUCGAAAAAUCAGUCCAUGAGAGACAAGGACAGCAUUCCUGCACAUACAGAUAAUGGUUUUAGGUUUCAGUUAUUGAAGUUUAAUGAACUUCCUCUAAGAUUUGCAGUGCAGAAAAGUAUGAUUUGACCAAUUUCUGUAAUUUUCUGGAAUAGAAUUUUGAUCUUAAUUUUAAACAAUGCAGGGUUUUGUUUUGUUUUUCUUUUCUUUUUUUUCUUUGAUGAGCAUUAAUUUUUGUAAGCAUUCACAAUGAUUUGUUAAAUAUAGGCCUGGUUUCACAGACAGGGCUUAGGCUAAGCCAUGAUUAAACCUUAUUUCAAUUAGGAUAUUUAAGUAGCUUUUAGGCAAGGCAAUUUUAUUUGUAUAGCACAUUUCAAACACAAUGGUAAUUCAAAGUGCUUUACAUAAAGAAGAACCAAAUACAUAAUAAAAAUGGAACACAUAAGAAAUAUAAACAGAAUUCCGCUAUCUGGAUAUCCAUCAGAGCGGAUCUAAAUGGAUUUUCCUCAUGCAGAGUGAUAACUCAACUUAUCUAAACGGAUCUAUCCAUCAGAGCAGAUCUAAAUGGAUCUUCCUCACGCAGAUUGAUAACUAUUUAUAUUUGUCAGGUAGCUGUGUGUUUAAACAGUACCCUUACAGACAAAUCUUCUUGGACUAACUCUAUCCAGAGCUCCAUCCAAGGAUAACUCUAUACUCAACUUUGUUGUCCGUCAGAGCGGAUCUAAACGGAUCUAUCCAUCAAAGCGGAUCUAUCUUCCUCAUUCAGAGGGAUAACUGUAAAAAUAUGAACGCACCCUAGAAAAAAAACAUUACUGGUGUUCAUCUUGAGACGAAACAAUGGCACUGACAUAUUUUAAGAUAUGUCAGUGCAAGUUGCUGUCAGUUAAAACUGUUCAAACAUGCAUUUUAGUCUAGGACUAGCUUAAGCCUUGUCUGUGAAACCGGGGGAUAGUGUAAUAAACUUCAAAAUAAGCUAAUGUGUAUAUGUGCAUUAAAGUCUGCAAAUCUUAUAUAUUCAUUGUGAGGACUACCUUAGGAGUUGGGGGCAUUUUGUGGAAGGGGGGCACUUUUAUUUAAAUACAAAUACCUCUGUAAUCUUUAAUAACAUUACACUUAUUUACAUUUCAUGUCUCCUAUAAAUGAUAUAGUUUUUUGAGUUCUGGUCUUUUCAUCAUUUGUCUGAUUCUUUAUUUCUGAAUUUGUCCAUAGUAAUGGUGGUUGGGAGUUUUCACUGAUUUUCUGCAGAUUGUAUUAUGUCAGCAAUUAUGAAAAUCACUAAUUAAAUCAAUAAUGAA
Messenger RNA from Megalobrama amblycephala (Wuchang bream), 4494 nucleotides. RefSeq names its product macrophage mannose receptor 1-like. The record is from RefSeq and is a predicted model, not a curated record. The coding region runs from base 39 to 3221 and encodes 1060 amino acids. The transcript has 12 exons. NCBI's taxonomy places the organism in Eukaryota, Metazoa, Chordata, Actinopteri, Cypriniformes, Xenocyprididae.